CGCGCGACGACGGGCCGCCGGGAGGUCGCCGAGACCCGGCCCCCGGUCGGGCAUGAGCAGCGCUUCGUUCGUCGUCCUUUCGGGCUUCGGGCUCGCGGCUUCCGACUUCACGAUGGGAACGCACAUGUCCUCGAGACCCUGGAUCGCGUCGGCCUCGAGCCAGAGCAUCUCUCUCCGGCGCGAUCGGCUCCGUCCGCUCCGUCUCCCAGGUCUCCGUGACCCUCCACAACAGGGGCACCGACAAGAGCUGGUAGACUCGGCCAUCUUGAAUUCAAAGGGAUGGCAGCAGUAUCUGCUUCAACCCUCCAGAAAGGUACUUCUUUUAGUCAAGAUCUUGGAAAUUUCUGCCUGCGGACUUCAAAGGGGUCAUGUGAUGAAGAUCCAUAACCACAUUCAGAUUUCAAGAGUUUAUGAUUGCAGUCUUGAGACACAAAAUUCCGGAACUUGCAUUUACUCCCACUACUGUUCAUGGUUGUGCUCCUCUAAUUUGAUGGAAAGUUCUGCAAAAAACUUGGGUAAAUUGAAUGCCUUUAACUACUUCGUUUUGCAGAUGAACUUCAUAAUAUUUUCUGUCGUGCUCGAGAAAUAUGUGGUGAGCGAGCAAUGGAAAUAUGAGAGCAUGGAAAGGACUCGGAGAAGGGGGAAGGCCCCAUACGGGCUGCAGAGGGUAACUUGUACGUCUGUCUUAGAAAGUUAUGGUGUUCAAUAAUUGAUGAUCUCUACUAGAGCAGUCCUAAUUAUUCUUAGAUAGUUAUGGUGUUCAAUAAUUGAUGAUAUCAACUAGAGCAGUCCUAAUUAUUCAUCCAGGAUGAACCUCUAGCUGCUUUAGAUACUGAGAAUUGAGUAUGCUACAUGAAGGUACUGGCAAAUGCUUGAAUGAAACAGUCUGCUUUUAUUAUUUUUCUCAAGGAAUUAAUUAGAUAUAUUGUAUAUAUAGAAAAUUGCACUUCAAUUACAUGUUUCUUUAAUAUUCACGGAAAUGGUUGUGUGAUUAAACUUUUUUUCAAAGAAGAUGAAUGCCCAAGAGUUUCUCUAAUUUAAAUAAUUAUGUUUGUAGAAGGGAAGAUAUGAUCGUCUUCUGAUCACUACAAAGUUUAGAAAAUAAGGAAAGUUUGUAAUUUUUGGUAAAUUUCAGCUGAAUAUUAUUUGACCAGACAUUACUAGAGUUACAUGUUGAUUAGAGUUGAUGAUGUUG
Molecule: messenger RNA, 1195 nt
Organism: Musa acuminata subsp. malaccensis (wild Malaysian banana)
Lineage: Eukaryota; Viridiplantae; Streptophyta; Magnoliopsida; Zingiberales; Musaceae
Source: RefSeq, a predicted model, not a curated record